Trichosurus vulpecula (common brushtail) is the source of this 1696-nucleotide messenger RNA. RefSeq names its product 40S ribosomal protein S4-like. The record is from RefSeq and is a predicted model, not a curated record. Gene Ontology annotation, molecular function: structural constituent of ribosome; RNA binding. The coding region runs from base 384 to 1175 and encodes 263 amino acids. Lineage: Eukaryota; Metazoa; Chordata; Mammalia; Diprotodontia; Phalangeridae. Gene Ontology annotation, cellular component: ribosome; cytosolic small ribosomal subunit. Gene Ontology annotation, biological process: translation. The transcript is spliced from 3 exons.
UCCUGCCACCUCAGGCCUCUUCCGGAAGUCCUACGUGAGCGAUGUCUGGCGAGUAUAUUAAGGAUGCGCUGGAAGGCGUGACUUGGAGAGGGGAAGUUCCCAGACGUCCUCGUGGUUAUUAACGGGUAGGUCAGGCAAGUUCUGGAGUGACCCCCUUCCUUGCGCAUUGUGUAGACCGAGGUCGCGCUGCUGUUUUGGGUGGAGAACCAGCUUGGGCUCCCAAUCUGCUCCGAUUGAGGACUUCUCGCGAGAUCCGAGACUCGUCCCGCCGGUGCCCUUGAUUCCAGGUGUUGAUUUGCAGGGCAACAGGUUUGGGGGACCGUAUUUCUCUGCUUGUGUGGUGGUCCUGGGGUCCGCAGCCUUUCCUUAGACCUAGCACAGCCAUGGCUCGUGGUCCCAAGAAGCACCUGAAGCGUGUGGCAGCCCCGAAGCAUUGGAUGCUUGAUAAAUUGACAGGAGUUUUUGCUCCUAGACCCUCCACAGGCCCCCAUAAGCUACGGGAGUGCCUCCCCCUCAUUAUCUUCCUUAGAAAUAGACUUAAGUAUGCCCUGACGGGAGAUGAGGUUAAGAAAAUCUGUAUGCAGCGGUUCAUCAAGAUUGAUGGCAAAGUCCGUACUGACAUUACCUACCCUGCUGGCUUCAUGGAUGUCAUCAGCAUUGAUAAGACAGGAGAGCAUUUCCGUCUGGUGUAUGACACCAAGGGUCGUUUUGCUGUGCAUCGCAUCACAGCUGAAGAGGCAAAAUAUAAAUUGUGCAAAGUGAGAAAGAUCUUUGUAGCUACAAAAGGUAUCCCUCAUCUGGUGACCCAUGAUGCCCGUACGAUCCGUUAUCCAGAUCCUCUAAUCAAAGUGAAUGACACUGUCCAGAUUGAUUUAGAGACUGGCAAGAUCACUGAUUUCAUCAAAUUCGAUACUGGCAACCUAUGUAUGGUGACUGGUGGUGCUAACUUGGGUCGAAUUGGUGUGAUCACAAACAGGGAGAGGCAUCCAGGCUCUUUUGAUGUUGUCCAUGUGAAAGAUGCCAAUGGCAAUAGCUUUGCCACUAGGCUUUCAAACAUUUUUGUUAUUGGCAAAGGUAACAAGCCAUGGAUUUCUUUACCCCGUGGAAAAGGUAUCCGUCUCACCAUUGCUGAAGAAAGAGAUAAGAGAUUGGCAGCCAAACAGAGCAGUGGAUAAAUGAAUAUGAGGACUAAUGGCAUAUGUGAUCACAUAAAGUUGUUAUAACAUGGAAAAUAUUUCCUUUUGUUAAUUUUAGUAAUUGAUACUAUCUGUUUCCUUUGUAUUGUCAGAUUUAUUGGAAUAUAGCUGUGUGGGCUGGUUUUAUUUAGUAGUUUACAUUUCCUUGGUCAACUUUUGAUUUAUUCUAGUUUAAUAAAACAGCAUAUAUUAUUUCUGCCUUUUAUAAUUUGUUGGCUUUUACAGGCUAGUCUGAGAUUAAUAUUUGUGAGCAUUCUAUAUGCAUUUGAAAAGAAUGCUUAUUCUCUGUUUAUCUUGUUUAGUUCUCUCUAUAUAACUUGUAAUUCUAAUGUAUUUAAGUUUGCAACAAAUAUUUACUGUUCACCUCUUUAUUGUGUUUAUCAUUCUGAUGAUGGAAUGUUGACAUCUAUUGUAUUUUUGUCUUUUUUCAUGUAUCAAUGUUACACUUACCUUAAUUUAGUAUUUGUGUUAGGCUCAAAUAAAAUGAGAAUUACUGCAUA